CGCGCACGUCACCGCACCGGAUGUUGAUAUAAAGUCUGGCGGAAGAGCAGAAAGAAAACACAGCAGCGCGAGCUCGAGCUGAACGGAAAUAAACAAACGGUCGAUCAGAAGCGGCUGGUGUGUUUGUGUGCAUCAUGGGCCGCAUCUUCCUGGAUCACAUCGGCGGGACGCGCCUGUUCUCCUGCGCCAACUGCGACACCAUCCUGACCAACCGCUCCGAGCUGAUCUCCACGCGCUUCACCGGCGCCACCGGACGGGCCUUCCUCUUCAACAAGGUGGUGAACCUGCAGUACAGCGAGGUGCAGGACCGCGUGAUGCUGACCGGCAGACACAUGGUGCGGGACGUCAGCUGCAAGAACUGCAACAGCAAGCUGGGCUGGAUCUACGAGUUCGCCACCGAGGACAGCCAGCGCUACAAGGAGGGCCGCGUGAUCCUGGAGAGGGCGCUGGUGCGCGAGAGCGAGGGCUUCGAGGAGCACGUCCCGUCGGACGCGUCCUGAGAGGAGCUUUCCGAAAGAAUCCCUCUCUGACGCUGACUCUCAGAUGUUUGUUAGGCCAAACCGUGAUUUCAACUCUAUAGAUUUACCAGUACACAUGCACAGCAGCUCAGAGCUUAAGAUGCACAAUCUCUUCUGCAAUUGGCUAAAACAAACGCGCCACGUAACGACCAGACCGCCUGUGCGUGACGGGAUCCCAGUUCGGACGAUUUGACAGAAAUGCAUACGUUCGUGAUCUCUUUUCCCUCGUUUCACACAUUUUAAAGCGUGGAGUUGAGUUUGUGCCAAAAGUGUCGUCUGCUUUGUGCCGUCUGUCUGUCUGCUGCUGUUUUGUGUCAUUCAUUUGUGUUUUAUGUUUCUGCUCUCAGAUAUCCAGAUAAACAAACAGAACAAUUAGCUUUCUUCAAUAAAAAUCUUCUCACCAUCUUUCUCACAGAGCAUUUGUCUGUCUGCUGUUGUUUUGCGCCAUUUGUUUUUGUAUCUUCUCUCUGUGACCUCUGUAUUAUUCUUUACAGACGCCGAUAUCCAGGUAAACGAACAGAAUGAUUAGAUUUGUUCAAUAAUACAUUUCUGUCCAUCUUUCUCAAACUCUGAAUGCUAAAAGAUGAUUAUAGACUAUAGAUUCGUUCACUUUUACAGGACAGAAAAAUAAAUGCAUCUGAAAGUUUUAGAAAAAGUGAUUGUUCUGUUUGUUUAGUUGGCUGUUUGUAAAACAUUACAGAAUGUAAAGCAUAAAACGGAGCUGAACAAAUGACACGCCUAACGGCAUGCAUUCAGUAACAGCUGACCUGGACAAAUGCCCUGAACAAUCCAGUCGACACUUUUGGCACAAAUGUAACUCCAUAAUUUAAGAUCUCUUGUAUUUGCGUUGUUGAAACAACAUCUGCCACCGUCACUGGGAAACAGGCGUUCGUGAAUGUACCGAAUGACGAAUCGCUACUGAAAUGAUGUAGAUUUCCCCACAAAGUCUCAGUUUGUUUUCUUAAAAAUUUCCCAAUCAUUGAGGAUUAUUGUAAAGCCUUCUUUAUCAUCUUUAAUAACUCAUCCAUUUCUGCGUCUGUGCUUUCUCUACAGUCAUGUGACCAAACAGGUUCAGGAUUUCAGACUGAAUAGAUCUGAACGUCUUUCUGGUUGGACAGGCUUUUAGCAGGAGUUUAAGAUGAGCUGCAUUCACUGCGUCUGUGAUCUGUAGUCAAACGCAUGAGUGAAACGUGUUCAAAUCAAAACAUCCGCAAGAUCGCAGACGCUUUAAA
Molecule: messenger RNA, 1750 nt
Organism: Labeo rohita (rohu)
Lineage: Eukaryota; Metazoa; Chordata; Actinopteri; Cypriniformes; Cyprinidae
Product: protein yippee-like 5
Exons: 3
Coding region: 135-500 (121 amino acids)
Source: RefSeq, a predicted model, not a curated record